UCUAGGUACUGAUGAGCUUUUUCAGCCUCCUCUGGGGAAAGACAGUAGCUGUGGGUUGGGUUGGACAUUUGGGUUGGGCCUUAGGCCUCUCGGACAACUUAUAGUCUGCUGCCUUCCAAGACUUCCGUGUUUCAAAGCCGCCAACCAGCAUGUCUAUAGCCUAGCCACGUAAUUCCUUUCUUAAUCCUUUAUGGUCAUCCUACCAGCUCAAGAACACAGUUACUUCACUUAUUUUUGUAAUUGCAGAUUUAUAUUGUCUUGCUUGAUACAUAAUCUUAAAUUGACAAAGGUAGAUUUGUUAUGGGUGUAAUAGCCUACUUGUUAAGAAUGAAAACCUGGAAGAAAGCUAAUAUUGUAAAGUAAACUACAUACAUUCUAAGCCCUUUACAAACAAGGUUAUUUGUGAGGAUUAUAAGGGAUCAUGAAAUUAGGUAGGAUUAUUUCCAUUUUACAGAUGGGGAAGCUCAGGUUCAGAGGUGGAAGCUUGCCCAAGACCACAUAGUUCUAAUAUUGGGCAGAGCUAAGAUUCAGACUCCAGUGUGCCUACCUGGAGGACUGGAGAGCCCUUUCUAACAUAUAUUGGUGGGGGGCAGUGGGGAGCAGGGUGCAUAAGCAAAGAUGAGGGGCUUUUCAAAAGUCCACUUAAAAAGUCAGUGAUAGAAUCAGGUUUAGGUAUCAUGAGUUUGGUAAUACAAAUGACUGGCUGUGCCAAAAAACACAGAAUAUCACAUUUUCUGCUCUACCAGAAGCACAGGAUUCUACAACCACAAGCAUGGAUUAGGUGGUUUUAGUGCACACUCUGGAUAAUACAGAUUAUUUCAAAUUCUGGUGUAAGUCUAGGAUAUAGGGAAUUUAUAGAGAUUUUAAAACCCUAUCAAUGUACCAACUUAAUUCUCUGGGUUUUAUAUUCUGAGAACAAUUACCAGCCACCUCAAAUUUGGGGUCAUCAAAGCUUCCCCCAGGGUUGUUACUGGUUGGCUUCCACUUGCUUUGCAGAGACUUUGAAGGCAGGUCAGGCAGAAAGGAACUGACUUUCCUCAGUUUAAUCUUGGAUCUAGGGAAGAAAAAUGCUUUGAAAACCAUAGGAAUUCUGGAAAUUUAAAAGAUAUUAAUCUACCCUGGAGAGUUUGAGAUCUUUGGAGAAGCUUAAUUGGUAGAACAGAGGAGAAUGUGAUUCUGAAAAGUAUUGACCAGUGAGGGGAACUGAGGUGAAAUGGAUUAAGGUAAGGUAUUAUUUUGAGCUACUGAUUUUCUGCCAACUUAAGUGUUCACUUUGUGCCCUGGUCUUUCCUUUGCCUAAGCUGUGUAUAGACGUACUUCUGUGAGCUGAUCCUCUCCCUGAUUUCCAGAGUUUUAUCUAGCUCUUGCUUUGGAUCUCACCACGGCCCAGAUUCUCAGCAUGUCUUGGAUAAUUGCAUCAGCCUAUCUUGCUACCACAUCAAAUCCAACAUGCUCAAACUCAGCUCUGCAGUUUAGAAAGCAUUUUUUUUCUUUUUAAAAAAAGAGCCUUUGCUUCAGCAGCUUAUAUUUUUAUUAGGGUGAAGGUGUGGGUCAUGUUAUCUCCACCAAAGUGGAAGGUGAUUCAGGAGCUGGAAGGUGAAUGGGAAUGAUCCUGUAAUAAAUGUCAAAUUUAUAAAUCCUAUAAGGAGUUUUUAAAAGACCAGUAUUUUAUGUUUUUUGUUUAAUGUAGGCGUUUUUCUUGCAGGGCUGUAGGGAAGUACCCACCUAGCAAUUCCAACCUGUAGGCAAAAUUAUUUGGGCUUUAGUGCUCUAUGUACUCCUGUCAGGAUCAUCUUUGAAAAAAGAACAAAUCUAUUUAACCGUUAGGUUGAACCAUGUAAAAUUGCCAAAUGCCGAUGUUAUGCCGUUUUUUACUUAAAAACAAAACAGCAAUGUAUAGGUUCAACCUAAUAUGGACGUUCCAUUUACUACUGAAUAAGCUUCUGCGCUGGGACAUUGGGGAGAAGAUAGGCGCCGGAUGUCCAGAGUGAGUGGAGGAGAGGGCGUGGUAGCAGCUGGGAUACACCCACUUCCUGCGCAGAAACGUUCCCGCGCUGGGAGAGACCGGGACGCCGGCUCCGCUCCACCGCAAUCCAGGCCGACGCCAGUCUGGCCACGCCCCGUUUGCAGCCGCCGUAAAGCUCGGCGUCCUGGCCACGCCUCUUCCCGCGCCUCUUGUGACGCAGGCGUCCUGAGCGUUUUGCGCGGGAAAAGGAAGCAGGCCGGAGCUCUAGCCGGUGCCGCUGGAACGGGCUGUUUUGCCGGAGAGCUCCGCUUGCGCCUUACCGUUGCCGGCCAUGGGGCUGCUGGAGCUGUGCGAGGAAGUGUUCGGCACCGCCGACCUUUACCGGGUGUUGGGCGUGCGACGCGAGGCCUCAGACAGCGAGGUCCGACGCGGCUACCGCAAGGUGUCCCUGCAGGUGCACCCGGACCGGGUGGGCGAGGGCGACAAGGAGGACGCCACCCGUCGCUUCCAGAUCCUCGGGAGAGUAUAUUCCGUUCUAAGUGACAAAGAGCAGAAAGCAGUGUACGAUGAGCAGGGAACAGUGGACGAGGAUUCUGAUGUGCUCAACCAAGAUCGGGACUGGGAGACGUAUUGGAGGUUACUCUUUAAAAAGAUAUCUCUAGAAGACAUUCAAGCUUUUGAAAAGACAUACAAAGGUUCUGAAGAAGAGCUGGCUGAUAUUAAACAGGCCUAUCUGGACUUCAAGGGCGACAUGGAUCAGAUUAUGGAGUCUGUGCUGUGUGUGCAGUACACAGAGGAACCCAGAAUAAGGAACAUAAUUCAGCAAGCCAUUGAUGCUGGAGAGGUCCCAUCCUUUAACGCCUUUGUCAAAGAAUCAAAGCGAAAGAUGAAUGCAAGGAAAAGGAGGAGCAGACAAAAGGAUCGGCAAAAGGAAAUGGACAGUUUUCUGGCUCAGAUGGAAGCAAAGUACUGCAAACCUUCCAAAGGAGAAGGGAAAAAAGCUGCUCUCAAGAAAGAAAAGAAAUAAUGGAAUUUUCUCUUCAGACAUCCUGAGGUGUUAAUUGGUGCCAUUGUAGGCAAGGUAGAGUCAAGAUUUGAAGACAAAAGUCAACCCAACCCUUGAGAAAAGUUGUCUUUCCCGCCUAAAUUAUUCAGAUCGACUAUGUAAACCAAGCAAAAUCUCUCAAUCUGAUCUUAGUGGAUCCUAGAAAUGCCCUGACGUUCUGUGAGGUCCUUAUAUGAAGGACUUUGGUGGUGAUGGUUGAGGGAACAGGGGGAGGGUGGUUUACUUUCUGACAGCACUUGCUUCUAUGGAUCUUCUGUACAAGGAACUCUGUCUAGAAUGCGAGUCUGUCUACACUGCCUUUAGCAGUUGUCAUUUUGCCGCACAGAAGUGAGCUGCAGAGUAUUCGGAGUGAUGUGCGUGUUUAUUAGAACAGGUACUCUACUAGCUAGAAUGCCUUCAAAACACUUGCUAGACAUCUAUCUUCCAAAUACUUGCCAGUUUGCUUUUGGUUUGCUUUAAUAUUCUUGAGUAGACCCUUUCUCUUUGUUUCACUCAACCAGGUUUUGUACUCGUGGCUUAUAGUAUAGAAGAAACAGGUGUUCAGGUUACUUAAAGCAUCUUUGUAAGAUUUACACAUGAUUCAAUAAACAAGUAAAAAAUGACUUAAGUUCUUUUUAAAUGAUCCCAGUGAUCAUUUAAAAUAUGAUCUAGAAAAAGUACGAAUGGUGUUUAGGAAGAGAAGAGAGAAGAAAAGUAGUCCUAGUCGGCAUUAUAGUAGACAGCCUGGUUUAAGUAAAGAGAUGUUGUAGUCCUGCGUGUAACUGCUGAACGUCCUUAGGCAGGUCACUAGCUUGUCUGAAUUUGUUUAUAAAAGGGUGAGGGACUUGGGCUAAAUGUCUUCUUAGAGGCCCCUUCUGACUCUUAACUCGAACUUUGAAAGGCAAGCCAUUUGAUCCAAUGGUUUGUUAUCAUGCACUCACAGUAUUGAUCUGUGAGACUAGUACCGAGAUUUUCACUUAUACUUAGUUGAAUUGGUAUGUAUUCAUUAGAAUAUAAGCAAAUUUUUAAGGGAUUGUUCAACUUAAAAUCUCUGAUUUGUAGGCUAAUACCAUAUGCAUAAAACAAGCUUUCUGUUACUGAGUUUUAUGUAUCAUAAUUUAUCUAAGGUAAGUACAUGGCACGUUUUUUGUUUGUGAUUACAAACAGGUUAAAAAAUACUCUCUUUAAUUGUAUUAAAAAUAUCAUUUAAUGCAGAUUGUUUGAAGCAUCUGUCUUCAUAUGAUACCAUUAGAACACUAUGAUAUAAUAAAAAAAUUGCCC
This is a messenger RNA of Diceros bicornis minor, 4292 nucleotides long. It is a transcript of the gene DNAJC9, whose product is annotated as DnaJ heat shock protein family (Hsp40) member C9. The transcript is spliced from 4 exons. Gene Ontology annotation, cellular component: cytoplasm; nucleus. Gene Ontology annotation, molecular function: heat shock protein binding. The coding region runs from base 2298 to 2993 and encodes 231 amino acids. NCBI's taxonomy places the organism in Eukaryota, Metazoa, Chordata, Mammalia, Perissodactyla, Rhinocerotidae. The record is from RefSeq and is a predicted model, not a curated record.